GAUUAAAAUGAGACCAAACACGAGAUUGUUAUAAUAAUUUUAACUAAUCUGAAUAAUCUUAAAAUAAUUUACUUUCUGUGAAUGCUCACUUUAUAUGCUUUAACGGCGAAUGAACAGUUAACGUUAUAUGUUAGAUAUUGAAUACAAAGGACGGAUAGCAACAAUGAUUUAAAAAACAUAAUGUAUAAAUAAAAAAUGUUGUUGCAUUAGUGUUGUUUUACGAAUAUGUAGGCAUUUAAUUUUUAAUUCUUAUGUCAGCCCGAAUCCAUCUUCUCCUUUUAUCUACUGUCUCUUUCUACGUUCGUCGACGUCGGCAAAAUACAAACGGUUAGCAGAAUCGAAUCUUCUGUUCGCUAAAUGUUCCUCGUCGGUCCCAAAUUCUGAACACAUAUCGAGUCUUUACUGUAUAUCUCCCGUUUGCUUAUCUCCAACUUGAACCUCACACCUUAUCGACGCUUCAACUACACCUCACCUCGUACUAAAAAUUAAUAUAAAUCCCCUUUUCCAUUUCAUACAUCUCGCAAACUGAACAUUACAAACGAACAACUUAAUUGCACAAUUACAUUUAAUAGUGGUCUACAUUCGAAGCAUAAUUCAUGGUUCGAUCUGUCCAUCAUUGUUCCUAUGAACGCAACCCCAUGUUUUAUGAAUGAGGGUGCGCAUGAGAAGGGAAAAACCUUUGUACUAGAUUAUGAACGUGCCUUGUUAAUUACAGUGGUGUCAUGUCACUCAAUAUCUUUGUGACGUCUUUGAUGUUAUCGCAACAGCUACAUUGUACGUCAAAAGCAAAUGAGUCAGUUCAUCGACAACCACCAUGGACACCAGAUCGUACACGGAUUUUUCCAUCACUGUUGCGACAUAUGUAACAAAGUACACAGGGAUAUGGGUGCCACGAAAUGCGGCAGAAAAACUGCAAAGGAAGAUAUCAAUGAUAUAUACGGCCUUCGUACUUCUGUAUGGGAUAUACGUGAACGCAGUAGAUAUUUACCACUCAUGGGGCGAUGCAACUCACUGUACGUUUGUGAUACUCAACACGACGUGUAUCAGUAUGACAACAGUUAAGAUGAUCAUCCUAAACUUUAAUAGAGCUGGUUUCGUAGACGCCCUUUGCUAUGCGCAACGACACUUUUGGCAUAGAAAUUAUGAUUACGAGGAACGACUUAUCUUUUCCAAAUCUGUGAAAUACUGUAUAGGGUAUGUGAUCUUCGGAGUCGCUUCUCUUCAAAUUGCUUUAUCCGGAUACGUGAUCACACCUCUUAUCGAAAACGUUGGGCGAAAUAAAUCGAACAGGGUACUUCCAGUCAAUAUGUGGGUCGACUUGCCCUUAUAUGAUACACCGUAUUUCGAACUAAUGUUUACCUUCCAGGUGAUUAGCGUAUACGUAAUUGGCGCCGCGUACAUUUGUCCCGAAAUCUUUUUAUGCCUGUUUAAUCUGCACGUGAUGGGUCAGUUUCGUAUACUACAAUACAGAAUGUUAAAUUUCUGGAACGUCGAAAGCAAAGAGAUGAACGCAGUCAUGUACACCGAUCAUUGUUAUGCAGCUCUCAAAAAGUGUAUACAACAUCAUCAGUUGCUUAUUGAGUUCUGCGCGAAGCUCGAACAAGUAUACACCAUGUCGAUCUUUACGCACAUGGCAGUUUUAAGUCUGUUGCUGUGUUUCGAUUCCUACGAAAUAGUCGUGGCAAAUACGAGUGCUUCUAUGCGUAUCAUUUUCUUGUUUCACGGAGUUGGAAGCCUGGGUCAGCUGUUAAUGCUUACAUACACUAGUCAUUUUAUGAUGGAGGAAAGCACGAAUGUUAUUACCGCGAUGUAUUUAGGAUCUUGGAGCACAUUGCCAAUGAAUGAAGUUGGCAAAUCAUUUCGAUCGGCUAUGAAAUUCGUGAUGAUUAGAUCAUUAAAACCGUGCUAUCUGACUGCUGCCGGAUUUUUCCCUCUGACUUUGGGAACUUUUACCUCGCUUUUAAGUUCUACCUUCUCUUACUUUACUCUGAUGAGGCAAUCGUUCAUGAGAUCCGAUGAAGAGUAGUAUAAGAAAUAACUUAAUAUGCAUUAAAUGCGAUGUAAGAAACAUAAAAAUCUGUCGAAAGAUAAUAUGUGAAUAAUUUUCAACGUGUCAAAAAUGUCGUGAUUAAUGUACAUUUUGCAUUUCUGUAUAGAGCAAAAUAUAGUAUGCUCGAUAUGAA
Molecule: messenger RNA, 2183 nt
Organism: Osmia bicornis bicornis
Lineage: Eukaryota; Metazoa; Arthropoda; Insecta; Hymenoptera; Megachilidae
Product: odorant receptor Or2-like
Exons: 6
Coding region: 815-2026 (403 amino acids)
Biological process (GO): detection of chemical stimulus involved in sensory perception of smell; sensory perception of smell
Cellular component (GO): plasma membrane
Molecular function (GO): olfactory receptor activity; odorant binding
Source: RefSeq, a predicted model, not a curated record